GUUUUGAGAGCUGUCUGCAUGAUGCUAACAUUCAUAGGCAUUUGUCGAUCUCAACUAAUCAAUUCGCUAAAUAACUAUGGAGAUACCACCUAUCCCGAUCGCUGUGUAAUUGAUAUGGGCACCUCGCUCGUACUGCUCAAGUGGAGGGAAUCAUUCAAGCUGGAAUCUCUACCCUGCACUACGAUCUUGUGCAUAGGAGAUGGCUGGGGCAUGCUUCAAACUUGCAGUCAUGAUCUUCCACCAGAUGAUUGUCGUUACUCCAGUUUUGAUUGGGAUGCCGAAUACCCAAAAUGUUGCAAUCGGCGGAUUAUUUGUGAUUGACAUUAAAAUUUAAAGUAUACCAAAA
Messenger RNA from Drosophila innubila, 346 nucleotides. RefSeq lists its product as uncharacterized. NCBI's taxonomy places the organism in Eukaryota, Metazoa, Arthropoda, Insecta, Diptera, Drosophilidae. The coding region runs from base 19 to 321 and encodes 100 amino acids. The transcript has 3 exons. The record is from RefSeq and is a predicted model, not a curated record.